GUGCUUGCAGCUUGCAGUGAUUUCUUCAGGUAUCUAUUAUCUAUUAUCUAUUAUCUAUUAUCUAUCUUUUGAUGUAAUAUGAAACUGUUCUGUGUUUAGGGCUAUGUUCGAGGUGGACAUGCGAGAGCGUGAUGAUGGUUCGGUGACUCUGGGUGACCAGUGUCCAGUGGCGGUGGGUUCUUUUUUGGACUUUGCGUACUCUGGAGAGGUGCUAAUCACCGACAGCAACGUAGACAUGCUGUUCCAGCUCGCCUCCUUUCUACAGGUUUCAGUCCUGUCCAGAGCGUGCAGCGACUUCCUGAUAGAAACCAUGGAUCUUUGUAGCUGCCUGUCCCUCUUGUCCCUGGCUGAGGCCUACGGCUCCACCUCCCUCCUCAAAAGUGCCAAAGAGUUUGUGAUUCAGAACUUCAACGACCUUUCAAAAACCCAGGACUUCCUGGAUAUGCAGUUGAAUGUGUUGGAGGCAUGCCUGAGGUCAGACGCCUUAAACAUUCCCAGUGAGGAGGCAGUGGUGACCUCCCUUCUCAGAUGGGUGCGGAGCGAUAUCCCAGUACGACAGAAGCUGUUACCAGGAUUGUUUUCUCUAACCAGACUGCACCAUGUACCUGCACCUGCACUUCAGACUCUGCGUGAUUCAGACACUCUGCUCUGCGAUGAUGAGUCCUGUCUCUCCCUGCUGUCAGGGGCCCAGAGCAGACAGACCCAGUAUGACGGAUUGCUCGCUGAUGCCAGGCCGGCCACCAUGCAGAGCUACAUCUACAUCCACAAGACGGAAGAGAACGGAGAAAUCCGUCACACCUUCUGCUACUGUCUGGAGACAGACCAGUGGAAAGAGUUGGAGGGAACAACCACGUUUCCAGACCCCCCGGGAUCAUACUUGACCAGCUAUGCCGAGAAGAUGUUUGUCACAGGCGGUUGUUGCGGAAACUGUUGCCGUGCGAUCCGUCUUCACAUAGCAGAACCCGUCCACGAUGCCACUGAUGAGGUUUGGUGCUUCAAUCCUGUGACUCUCACGUGCUCGCCCGCACCGCCCAUGUUGAAGCCCCGCAGCAUGCACACGGCUGUGACCUGCCUGGGCAGAGUGUACGUCAUAGGGGGGCGGACCAAGGGAUCCAGAGGCGGGGCUCCCAGUUUGCUGGAGGUGGAGUAUUACAACCCUCUGUCACAGACGUGGUGCUCAGUCAGCCCGCUGCCCACUGCCAUCUUCUACCCUGAAGCCAGUGCUUGUGGCAGCAUCAUCUAUACUCUUGGAUCAGAGGUGGAAAUCACAGGCUCAUUUAAUCCCUCGUUGGACUGUUUUUACAGCUAUGACGCCCAGCAGGACCAGUGGAGCCGCCUGGUGGCAGAGUUUGGCCUGUUCUUCCAUGCCACACUGGUCAAGGCAGUGUCAAUUGAUAACACACUGCACCUAUGCGAUCUCUCCACUUAUAAGGUGUACAGUUUUUGUCCAGAGUCGAGUGUGUGGAAGGGUGAAGGGUCGUUCGAGUGCGCUGGGUUCAAUGCAGGAGCUGUGGGAAUGAGAGACAGAAUCUACAUCCUGGGUGGAGAUUACUCUCCUGAUGAAAUCACAGAUGAAGUUCAGGUGUUCUACAGUGGGAGGAGUCAAUGGGAGGAAGUGGCGCCCAUGCCCAGAGCGCUCACAGAGUUUCACUGCCAAAUCAUCAGCUUCAACAGAUACAGAGACCCGUGGGGUGACACGUCAUGAUGCACAUCAGACACUCACGCACACGCACCAGACUUGAAUGGGAACUACAUGUGUGUAAAAAUCUAUCCCAUGAUGUGUCUCCCUUGCCUUCAAACCUGUAUGCAUGAUGGACAUCGAACACCUGGAGAGAGAAUCACCAUCGGCGUUGCCAGAUGCACAAAUAUUUUUAUUAUUCUUCAUCUGGAUGAUAACUUCAUCCUUUGUACGAUCAAUAAUACCAAAUAUCCCAUGAUGUACGAUCUUUUCAUCAUUUAGUGACACUAUUUUCAAAUUUUCCCUCUGUCAAAGCUGAUGACCAUCCAGAGUUUAUUUUCGACUAACACCACAGCUCUUCUCAGAGAUCAUCGUAACAUGCGAGCACCGGGGGCCAAAUGCUUUAUUUAUUUAUUUAUCUAUUUAUUUAUUUAUUGAAGCUUUAAUCCCUAAAAUUGUACAUGUGAAGCACCAGCUGUCAUAAGCUAUUUGUCGUGUCAAUCUGAAUACGGUUCCUCCCAUGGAGGAACCCUAUUGAGUAGAGGA
Messenger RNA from Platichthys flesus (European flounder), 2224 nucleotides. It is a transcript of the gene kbtbd3, whose product is annotated as kelch repeat and BTB (POZ) domain containing 3. The record is from RefSeq and is a predicted model, not a curated record. The coding region runs from base 104 to 1705 and encodes 533 amino acids. Gene Ontology annotation, molecular function: protein binding. Lineage: Eukaryota; Metazoa; Chordata; Actinopteri; Pleuronectiformes; Pleuronectidae. The transcript is spliced from 8 exons.